Molecule: messenger RNA, 1368 nt
Organism: Equus quagga
Lineage: Eukaryota; Metazoa; Chordata; Mammalia; Perissodactyla; Equidae
Product: phytanoyl-CoA dioxygenase, peroxisomal
Exons: 9
Coding region: 89-1105 (338 amino acids)
Biological process (GO): fatty acid alpha-oxidation
Molecular function (GO): phytanoyl-CoA dioxygenase activity
Source: RefSeq, a predicted model, not a curated record
GCUCCUCCCCUCACCUGGAGGCAGGGCGGUCGGCUGAUUUAACCGAGGUGGGGCUAAAGCACUGUCCGCUCCGCUCCUCGCCGCGGUCAUGGACCAGCCCCGCGCUGCCGCCCGCCUGCGCAUCCUGCUGGGCCAGCUCGGCCGCUGCUCGGCCGGGGCCGUCAUAGCUCACCCCAUUUCAGAGUCUGUUUCUCCUGCCGGUUUCCAUCCUCAACAAUUCCAGUAUACGCAAGAUAAUAGUGUUCUAACCCUACAACAGAGAAAAUUUUAUGAAGAAAAUGGGUUUCUUGUAAUCAAAAAGCUGGUAUCUGAUGCUGAUAUUGAACGCUUUAGGAAUGAGUUUGAAAGAAUCUGCAGAAAGGAGGUGAAACCAAUGGGAUUAAUGGUAAUGAGAGAUGUGACCAUUGCAAAAUCAGAGUAUGUUCCAAGUGAAAAGAUGAUUACGAAGGUCCAAGAUUUCCAAGAAGAUGAGGAGCUCUUCAGAUACUGCACUCUCCCUGAGAUUCUGAAAUAUGUGGAGUGCUUCACUGGACCCAAUAUUAUGGCCAUGCAUACCAUGCUGAUAAACAAACCUCCAGAUUCAGGCAAGAAGACAUCCCGUCAUCCCUUGCACCAGGAUCUGCACUAUUUCCCCUUCAGGCCCAGCAAUAACAUUGUUUGUGCUUGGACAGCCAUGGAGCACAUCGACCGGAACAAUGGCUGUCUGGUUGUACUUCCAGGCACACACAAAGGAUCCCUGAAGCCGCACGAUUAUCCCCAGUGGCAGGGGGGCAUUAACAUAAUGUUUCAUGGAAUCCAGGACUAUGAUGAAAACAACACCCGAGUGCACCUUGUGAUGGAGAAGGGAGAUACCGUGUUCUUUCAUCCUUUGCUCAUCCAUGGAUCUGGUCGGAACAAAACUCAAGGAUUCCGGAAGGCAAUUUCCUGUCAUUUCGCCAGUGCCAAUUGCCACUACAUUGAUGUGAAGGGCACCAGUCAAGAAAACAUUGAGAAGGAAGUUGUCCGGUUUGCAAAUGAAUUGUUUAAAGUUAAACAAGACAUCAACCUGAAGGAUGUUUGGAGAUUUCGAGCUCGACUUGUGAAAGGAGAAAGAAUCAACCUUUGAAAGAGCCCUUUGCUAUAAUUCCUUUAAAGAAAAUCAAAAUGAAACCAGCUAUCUAAGGAAAAUGCUUUCUUAAUGCAAUGAUGCAGUCUUUUCUAUCAUUGUUCAUAAAAUCAGAAUGUGUAUGUCAUGUGCUCAGCUGCAUGUGUGUGAUUCUGCCGGGCAGUGGUGUUGCUUUAUGGAUGUCAGAACAGUAAAAGUGAAACAUUGCCGUGUUAAGGAAAAGUAGCUUAGACUUACAUCUAAUAAAGGUGAUUGAUGCAUAA